GAAACCGUGAAGCCUCGAUCCUGUGUAUCAAUUCGUGAAUUGAACUGACCUUGAUGGCGCAUGUUUCGAAGUUCGGCGCCGGCUUUCGGAUUUCCUAUGCCUAAAAGCUGCACACUGCGAAGAACUUCGCGCUGGCGAAGCAGCCAAAAGCAGUUCACCUAAAAUAUGGGAACCUUCAACACAUGAGAAUGAGGUGUCGUGUGUGGUAGGCCCUUGUGCUUUAUUGGUAUCAUGCCUUCAAUCACCCAUUCGGCUUGUUAUACGGGUCCGACUGGCUUUUCUUCACAACUAUCUACGCAACCAAUGCAUGCGUAUCAGUAUAAAAACCUUGGUCCUCUACCUGCUGGCAUGGGAUCACCAGCUAUGCCAAACCCAUCUCCACGAAACCGCCUACUAUUACAAGACCCUAACACACCGCUGGUGAACAAUUCGGGACAUUUCGGUACACCUGGUCCUCCUCACACGACCUCGGUGAACGGCAAUUAUUCCGCUCGUUUGACCAAUUCACGUGGUCACCACGGCACUCAUGCACAACAGUCAAACGGCAUUCCCUCUUCGAAUCCCACCGAAUUAAUGUCCAUGUCUAUGCACACACCUCCCUCAAACUAUCAUUAUUGGCCAGCUGUCGCUACAGCCGUGACGAAUUCACCUAACAGUCACAACAGCACCACCACAACUCCCAAUCCAUCGGUUUCUCCAUAUGCACACACUAAUAUCAUGUCGGGUGGUACACAUAAUUACAGCCCAACUCCUGCUUCUGUCGGCACCAAUGACUUUCACUUGAAACACAAUGGGACCACUUCGGCCAAGUCGAAUGUCGUCAAUGGUGGCACCAGUACACAUGGUACCAAAUCGAAUAGUUCUUCCAGCGGUAGUCGGCCGUUGUGGAAAGAACGGCCUCAUGUGGGUCGAUACAGUCUGAUCCGAACAAUAGGAAAAGGAAAUUUUGCCAAAGUCAAGUUGGCACAGCAUCUGACAACUGGAAUGCAGGUGGCCGUCAAGGUCAUAGACAAAACCUUACUGAACCACUCCAGCAUGCAGAAACUAUUCCGUGAAGUCCGUGUGUUGAAAACCCUCAACCAUCCAAACAUAAUUAAACUGCUUGAAGUAAUCGAAUCCGAACGGCACCUGUACCUCGUAAUGGAAUAUGCCAGUGGGGGUGAAGUAUUUGAUUACCUGGUGGCCCACGGGAAAAUGAAAGAAGCGGAUGCACGCAUAAAGUUCCGACAGAUUGUUUCUGCCGUGCAAUACUGUCAUCAGAAAAUGGUCGUCCACCGGGAUCUGAAGGCCGAAAAUUUGCUGCUAGACGCUGACCUUAACAUAAAAAUAGCCGAUUUCGGGUUCUCCAACUACUUUUCCACUUCGCAAAAGCUAGACACUUUCUGUGGGAGCCCUCCGUACGCAGCACCUGAAUUGUUUCUCGGUCGGAAGUACGAAGGUCCUGAAGUAGAUGUCUGGUCCCUCGGUGUCAUUCUGUACACUCUCGUCAGUGGAACCCUACCGUUCGAUGGAAAAAAUUUGAAGGAACUUCGAGAACGCGUACUUCGUGGAACUUACCGAGUCCCAUUCUACAUGACUCAUGAAUGUGAAACGCUGUUGAAGAAAAUGCUCGUGCUCAACCCCGCCAAACGACUCCCACUUUCGGAGGUGAUGCGCGACCCUUGGUUGAAUAACGGAUUUGAAAUUGUCCUGCGCCCAUAUUGCGAACCACCUACCGAUUAUUGCGACCCGGAGCGUAUUGAAACGAUGGUUCGUAUGGGAUUCAAACCGGGCGAGAUUCAAGAAGCCCUAACUCAGCAACGCUUCAACAAUAUCACAGCCACUUAUAUAUUACUAGGGCGUUACGACCCCAAAGUUCACGGACGAUUGCCUGGGCUGGGAAACGCUAAUCACAGCACCAGCCGUCUGGGUAACAAGUUGGACAGUCGACAAGGAGACUUUUCACUCAAUGGAACUGCCCAACCUGUCCCGGCAUCAGUCACUCCUGGGAGCUCUCUACACCAUCCCUCUCGCCCGGCCAGCGCACUGCCCUCUACACAAAAUCAGUACAACAGCCACAACACCGCUCAUAGUAGAAGAACACCAGAUGAAGGAUUGUUUUCUCGAGCCGCAGCCUCGUUUACUGCUCGGACACUUCAGGAACAGUUAUCCUUCGGGAAGGGUGCUAUCACAAGAACGACUCAGCAGUCCGUUUCUUCAGUUUCCUCUUCUGUGACAGCUACUGCCUCAUCUUCAAACGACACAUCGGUGUCAAGUGCAGUCAACUCAGUCCAAGCAUCUAGUCGUCCACAUCCGACAGUGCGCCGGUCAGCAACAACAUGUGAACCGAGAACCUCCAUCCCUUCAUCUGCAACGGUCACCAACAUAGUGAGUAACAACUCGAGUAACACUGCCGAUUCCCAACGCUCUCCUUCAUCCAGUCCUCCACCUCCUUCUCAAGCUCCUCCUCCGGAUUUUCCCUUACACCAAAUCCCUCCGUCCACCCAACAACCAUCUGUUAUCACCGUCCACCCCACUGCAGUGACCACCGCUCAUUUGGUGUUGGCUAAUGGACCUUCGGCAACUCCUGCUCGGGGUCCUGGUCCAGCCAACACUUCCACCAUUUACAGUGUUCAACGCAGUACGCAGCCACCACUUCGUAGUUCGGGGACCACCGCCCCACUAGCGCGGGAUGAAGAGGAACCUUUUGCGUCGUGUGAGAGCCGAAAGAACUUGCCUUUUUGUCGUAACCGCUCCAAACCGACUGAUCGUCGGGAGUCGAAGACCUCGUACAAUGACUCAACUCGUUCACAUUCAAGUUCUUCAUCCAGCUCAGAUGAUUCGAAUUCCGUUAGUGAUGUAUAUGACCGUGAAGUAGGGUCUGGAUCGUCCAGUGGUUCGGUGAGCUCUGCGUCGGCGUUAAAAAACACAAAACGCAACAGAACACCGGAAUCUAAUAAGACUUCUGUGGUUUUGGCCGCCGCCCCGAGUGUGAAUUCAUCAAAUCCGCCAAACAAUCCACAACGCCAUCAGUCUGUUGCAGGCCCUGGAACCACUGGUAAAUCCAGCGUGCGAGAUUCAAACUUUGUCCGCAUGCCAUCUGUUCGCCGUAAAUCCAGCAUUCGAACAAGUGAACCAACCGAAUCCUCAGUGUCCGGAUCUGCCAAAUCUGGUAACUCAUCAGCUCGCGUCCCACGACCUUCAAGUAGCGACCAACAACAGGUCGCACCAGAAAGCCCAAAUACCAGGUCCCGGGUUCCAUCAGUUGGUUUGUCCAGUGCGUUCAAAGAAACCACGGAGGCGAUUCGUGAUGGCAGCCAUACUGGCCAGGAUGGUGUUUCAAGCAAGGACAUUCAACCCCAAACUAAACCCAGAAGUUUAUUCCGAGGCCCACCUAAUGCAGCAGAUAUUUUGAGCGAAACGAAUCCGUUUCGCGUGGCCGCGGACAAUACAUCCAAACCAAGUCCACCUGCUGUCCCUCCACAUACCAGUCGUGCGCCGUUGACGCCAACUCCUGCUAGCAGAGCCCUUAGUCCAUCCGCCAACAGUAACAGCAACAAUACAUUAUCCGGUGCUAUUCGCCGACCCACGGCUCCCCCGCCCCCUCCAUUGGCCACAAACUGUGUUACAAACCCACCAAAUCGGAUGUCCUACGCCUAUCAUUCUUUGAGACUUCCAUCAUCGACUACCACUACAACGAUUGCAAUGGGAAAAGAUGGAUCCUUGGACCCCAACAAUCACCCAUUCUCUCGUCCAGUCGAACCACCGAGCGGUUCUCUUUGGACUGGUGAGUCCGGCCGAGCCAACGGGACAGUCACGCCUACACCAAUCGGGACAUCUGUCGCUAGGGACAUAUAUACGGUACCGUUCAGCCGAAACCUGCCAGAGCGUUCAACGAUACAGCAUGUUCCCACAGGUCGCGCAAGGGAGCGUUUGGAAGGUUCGUCCGGUGGGCCACGUUUGGUUCGACAUGCGGGGACACACAGUAUUGCCACUCAAUCUAUGACAGCGCGUCCACAUUCUCCUUCGCUUCGAUCAGACAGUCGCGAUACGGCUACUCCCAGACCGAUCAGUCCCGAUGAUUUAUCUAUUUCCUCCGUGACUUCCUCAAUUUCUACCCUAGGCCACAAUGACGGUGCAUUGGAUCAAGGACGCACUGAGGAUUCUCCACCCUUGGACUACUUAACCCGAGGAACUUCAGUCACCGGGAGGCAACGUAACACUCUUGGCUCGCCGGUUCAGGGUUUUAGUCGGAACUUGUCGAUGCGCCCACCAGCGAACCGCGACAGUCAAGUCAAUGGAGGUUUCAACAAUUUUUUUCGUACGCUGACAACGCGUAUAUCAAGAAGCAAACUUUUCCGGAGAUCAACCAUCAUGCAGGCCAACGCAGCCUUCGUUGACCAGGAAAUCGCACAUCCGGAACCGCGUCACCAUCGACUCGACCCAAUGGUUGCUCCCACGAUGGAGUUGGAUAAAGUUGUUGUCGCUCGUGGUAGUCCGUCACCAGAUUCCUCUUUGAAACCAACCUUGAAUCGCAUCCCUCGAAGCCGCAGUGGCGUCACACCCCACAGACCGAUAUCACAAGUUGCUACCAGACAUACGCUAGCCGACGCUCUGGACGAGGACCGUCGUCCUAGCCGAAGAAUUGACCAAGCAGAACACUAUGAGAGGCGACUGAGCCCUACAGAGGAGGAUCGUGCUACCAUAACGCGACGAACCAGCACUCGGAGUUCGAUUUCCAAAGAUAAUCGUUCGCGAUCUGUUCAACGUCCAAUCUUGUCUAAAGACAGCGAACCCGAUGACAACGAUGAAGACCGGACCCCGUCGCGCUCUGCACUACGAACCAGCACACGGUCAAAGCAGGGAAGUCAUGUUGAUAGUCGAAGGAAAUCCCCAUCUUCGGUUAGUAAGACCGAACCAGAAAGCACUCGCACAUUUAACAGUAAAUCGCAUCGAAGUAUGAGAUAUGUACUCCGACCGUUUGCCCGCUGGCCUUUGGAUGAGGUUUUGAUUGAGGUACAACGCUCGCUAACGAACCAUGGCGUUGACUACGAAGUUGUUGGGGAGCACAAGCUGCAGUGCGUUUAUGGUGAUCCUUCCCAUGGAUGCCAAAUUCCAUCCUUGAGGAACCCCAAGGCUGUCGUUACGAACAGGUCACCGUCGCCUUCGGAAUUACUAGACUCUGGAGUAGAUGGUGGGAUUGUGCAUUGGGAGAUGGAAAUCGGAAAGUUGGCUGGAGUUGGGAUGAAUGGGAUUCGCUUUAAGCGUAUCAACGGGUCAAUGAGUGCAUUCAAACAAAUAGCCAAAAAGCUCGCAGCAGAUUUGAAACUCUAGAACCUUACCCAAACAAAGCUAUCACCUGUGAGACUGUCUCUUAGCAGGGUUCUCGGUGCAGUUCCUUGCAAUUGAAUCAUGAUCUUUCAUAUAUCCCUGACUCGCAGUCCUCCGCAUUCAUGUUAGGUUUGAUUUUUUUAUCAGCGUGUGUAUUGACGAGUAAAAUAUCCUGUUCGAAACACGCGUACGCAAAAAAGGAUGAUUAGGCUAUUCUCGUAGAAUUGGUUGCAUUACAGACAAGGAUGAUCUGGUAACAUGCGUUUCUUGAUUAUGUUUUCAGCGUCCGAAUUCCCUCUCACACUACGCACACAAGUGUGAAGUCCCAAACACAUCGCAUUCUUUCGGUGGCAUUUCCUUACUUUCGCACUUUUAACCUCCUCACCCAUCCCCGGUUCAUUCAGUUCAGUUCUAGUCUGUGACUUUUUUCCCUGAGCAUGCGCUCAUUGAUCCUCAACGGAUGAUUAACACUACUGCUUCCUGGCUGCCUGCUUCUUUGCCUCGGCUUUUUGCUUGCUUACAUUUAUCUGAUAUGUCACUAGUUAAACAAACACCCUUCACACCAUCUUCCUGUAGGACUCCUCAGCUCCUCCUUACGUCACAUGAUCAACCACGAUAUUUAUGGCUAAAGAGCACGAAAAUAAGCACGGGAAGUCAGCCCAAUCCCCGAGGACCGAUGCAGGUUUUGCGUGACUCUGUAACUGCUAACCCAUGUGAUCGUUGACUAAGUCCCUCGGAUGACUUCUUCAAAGUUACCAUCACCGAGUAUGUAUGUACAAAAAGAUCCCAUUUUCAGGAACAAACUUUGAUCUCUUCUUCCCGACUAUGCUAAUAAUGGAAUGUCUGGUUUUCUGCUUUAUUGUUUCGUCUGACAUUUUGUAAAGUGAAUCCAAUGCACACAAUUAACUGGUAAUAAUGAUGAAAUCCAUUAUUG
Molecule: messenger RNA, 6244 nt
Organism: Opisthorchis viverrini
Lineage: Eukaryota; Metazoa; Platyhelminthes; Trematoda; Opisthorchiida; Opisthorchiidae
Exons: 17
Coding region: 232-5313 (1693 amino acids)
Biological process (GO): protein phosphorylation; intracellular signal transduction; microtubule cytoskeleton organization
Cellular component (GO): cytoplasm
Molecular function (GO): protein serine/threonine kinase activity; tau-protein kinase activity; ATP binding
Source: RefSeq, a predicted model, not a curated record